AAAAUAAAAAGCACAACCAAACAAUCCACCAUUAAAGCAGUAUUUUACUUGGCCUCUGGAGUUCCAUUCCAUGUGUAGACUGUAGAGUGUGGAGUUUGAUUUGUGGGAACAUGGACGGAGGAGCUAAAGAUCUCUAAAGGGUGUGAGCCAACCACUUGAAAUCACACUGGAAAGUGAUAAGGGACUUCGUUUUCUUCAUUAUUCUGUUCGUGUCUUUGGAGCCCACCUUCCUCAAUUCAUCGAAAAGGUAUUUCUUCAAACACCUCUCUUGCUCUAUGGCCUCUGCAACAUAGAAGUCCUGAAUUCGAACAGGAAAGACAAUUGAGCUACUUCUCCACCUCGCUUGCGGAUGAUACUGUUUCCUAGGUUUCUGCAACUCACUCACUAAGGUGCCAGAAUGAAGAUUUCUAAUGGGAUUACAGAAAAUUGGGCGUUUGGGUUUCUGAGUUCUUGAGAAACUAAUUUGCUUACUUUAAUCUCUGAGGUUCAGCUUUUGCUAGUCGAGAUGGCAACUCACCUACCUUGUUUCUCACCAUCUGAUACCCGUACUUCAGUCGGAGUGUCAGCAGUGCUGGGAGGAAGGGUUUUCAAGGAAAACCGUAUGGGUAAAUUUUGUUCCCUGAACCUGAAGUUGUUCGAUGAGAAGAAUGUGCUUUUUGGUGCCAGCCAUAAGAUCACUUCUAGUUUGGCCCAUGUUAGAUGUUUAGCCAACUCGCACAAUGUCAGCCCAUAUCAUAGUAAAGACCCAUUUCUGAAUCUACAUCCUGAAGUAUCGUUGCUAAGAGGAGGCAAGGAAAAUGAUGUGGUAGCUAAUCCAAGAAAGGAAAACUCUAGUGGCAUCGUAACUGAGAGCAUAAGAGAAUUGCCCAAUUCCAAUAAUUAUAAUGAAGCUAAAAUCAAAGUCAUUGGUGUUGGGGGUGGUGGGUCAAAUGCUGUUAAUAGAAUGAUUGAGAGUUCCAUGAAAGGUGUGGAGUUCUGGAUAGUUAACACUGAUGUUCAAGCCAUGAGGAUGUCACCUGUGUUUAGUGAGAACCGCUUGCAAAUAGGUCGAGAGCUAACAAGGGGACUUGGUGCUGGUGGGAACCCAGAUAUUGGUAUGAAUGCUGCCAAGGAAAGCAAAGAAGCAAUAGAGGAGGCACUUUAUGGUGCUGACAUGGUCUUUGUAACGGCUGGAAUGGGUGGGGGAACCGGCACAGGUGGUGCCCCGGUAAUUGCAGGAGUUGCAAAGUCAAUGGGUAUCUUGACUGUUGGUAUUGUUACAACACCUUUCUCUUUUGAGGGACGAAGGCGAGCAGUACAAGCUCAAGAAGGAAUUGCAGCUUUGAGAGAUAACGUUGACACAUUGAUUGUCAUUCCAAAUGACAAGUUAUUGACUGCCGUUUCCCAGUCUACCCCCGUUACUGAAGCUUUUAACUUGGCUGAUGAUACACUCCGACAAGGUGUCCGUGGUAUCUCUGAUAUAAUUACGGUUCCUGGUCUAGUCAACGUUGAUUUUGCUGAUGUCCGAGCUAUCAUGGCAAAUGCAGGUUCUUCUUUGAUGGGAAUUGGAACAGCAACUGGCAAGACUAGGGCAAGAGAUGCCGCAUUGAAUGCCAUCCAAUCACCUUUGCUGGAUAUCGGCAUAGAAAGGGCCACUGGAAUUGUAUGGAACAUCACCGGUGGAAGUGAUUUAACCUUGUAUGAGGUAAAUGCUGCUGCAGAGGUGAUAUAUGAUCUUGUAGAUCCAAGUGCAAACUUAAUUUUUGGAGCAGUUAUAGAUCAGUCACUCAGUGGUCAAGUUAGCAUCACUCUGAUUGCUACUGGAUUUAAACGUCAAGAUGAAGCUGAAGGAAGGCCUCUUCAGGGAAGUCAGCUAGCCUAUGGAGACAACCUUGGGAUCAGUCGACGACCUUCCUCUUUCACUGAAGGUGGCUCAGUGGAGAUCCCCGAGUUCCUGAGAAAGAAAGGACGCUCACGCUACCCUAGAGCUUGAAAUACUCUCUCGCGAUCUCAAAAGAACCCUGGAGCUUGGAAUACUCUUUUUCUCGUUCUUUUUGUUUCCUCCCUUGUAAUAUACCUCCAUGCCCACCAUUUUUCAUUUCAUUUUUUUUCCUUUUACUUCAAUCAUUCCCGGGUAUGCAGAAUAGAUUAGGACAUAACGAGGUGAUUAUGCCUUUAAUAGUUAUUAACUCCGAGACCCAGUGUUUCCUUUUCUAUGGAGCUUAUUUUCUCCGAUUAAAUAAUAAUAAGCUGAAUUUUGUUUGGAUUUGUUCA
This is a messenger RNA of Macadamia integrifolia, 2253 nucleotides long. Its product is annotated as cell division protein FtsZ homolog 2-2, chloroplastic-like. Bases 506 to 1972 code for a protein of 488 amino acids. The transcript has 8 exons. Lineage: Eukaryota; Viridiplantae; Streptophyta; Magnoliopsida; Proteales; Proteaceae. The record is from RefSeq and is a predicted model, not a curated record. Gene Ontology annotation, cellular component: cytoplasm; chloroplast. Gene Ontology annotation, molecular function: GTP binding; GTPase activity. Gene Ontology annotation, biological process: chloroplast fission.